CAUCUCCGCCUCCCCCGAGAAAGCGAAAAACCCUAGUUUCAGAGGCUUCUCCAGAGACCGACAAUGGCGGAAGGACUCAUUUUGAAGGGUACCAUGCGUGCACACACUGACAUGGUGACGGCAAUCGCCACGCCUAUUGAUAACGCAGACAUCAUCGUCUCAGCAUCACGCGACAAAUCGAUCAUCCUAUGGAAACUCACCAAGGACGAUAAGGCCUACGGUGUUGCUCAGAGGCGUCUCACUGGCCACUCCCACUUCGUCGAGGAUGUCGUUCUAUCCUCAGAUGGACAAUUCGCGCUUUCCGGAAGCUGGGACGGCGAGCUCCGCCUUUGGGAUCUCGCCGCCGGUAUCUCCACUCGCAGAUUCGUCGGACACAACAAGGACGUGCUCUCCGUCGCAUUCUCCCUUGACAAUCGUCAGAUCGUCUCGGCGUCGCGUGACCGUACGAUCAAGCUGUGGAACACUCUAGGUGAGUGCAAGUACACGAUCUCCGAAGGAGGCAGUGAGGGACACAAUGAUUGGGUUAGCUGCGUCAGAUUCAGCCCAAACACGCUCCAGCCGACAAUUGUGUCAGCCUCGUGGGACAAAACUGUGAAAGUGUGGAACCUCUCGAACUGUAAGCUGAGGUCGACUCUUGCUGGUCACACCGGAUACGUGAGCACGGUGGCUGUAUCACCCGAUGGUUCUCUCUGUGCGAGCGGAGGCAAAGACGGUGUGGUUUUGCUGUGGGAUUUGGCCGAGGGGAAGAAGCUUUACUCUCUCGAAGCUAACUCUGUGAUCCAUGCUCUCUGCUUCAGCCCCAAUAGGUACUGGCUAUGUGCUGCAACCGAGCAGGGUAUUAAGAUUUGGGAUCUAGAGAGCAAGAGCAUUGUUGAGGACUUGAAGGUUGAUCUCAAAGCCGAGGCCGAGAAGUCAGACGGAAGUGGUACUGCAGCCACCAAAAAGAAGGUUAUUUACUGCACUAGCCUGAACUGGAGUGCGGAUGGAAGCACCUUGUUCAGUGGUUAUACCGAUGGAGUUAUUAGAGUUUGGGGCAUUGGCCGUUACUAGUUAACUCAUCACUGUGCUCUAUAUCCAUCUCUCCUUGGUUGUUUCUAUCUAUCACUUUUUGUUUUAUCAACAAACUCAUAAAGUACCCUGAGAUUUUGGAAGGAUGUUUGGUUUUGUGUCAAUUAUAGGUUUGAAGGAUGUUUGGUUCUAUGUCAAUUUUAGGUCUGUUUCUUUAUCUUCUUUUGAGAUUUUGCGAUUUUAAGCUACUUCCAAUUUGAGGCCAUAUGAUUAUUAUUAA
Molecule: messenger RNA, 1288 nt
Organism: Eutrema salsugineum
Lineage: Eukaryota; Viridiplantae; Streptophyta; Magnoliopsida; Brassicales; Brassicaceae
Product: receptor for activated C kinase 1A
Exons: 2
Coding region: 64-1050 (328 amino acids)
Biological process (GO): positive regulation of protein phosphorylation; rescue of stalled cytosolic ribosome
Cellular component (GO): cytosol; nucleus
Molecular function (GO): ribosome binding; translation regulator activity; protein kinase C binding
Source: RefSeq, a predicted model, not a curated record